AUGGGAGUCCCAACCGAGACCUCGAGACUCCGCGCUCGACAGUUUCAGAGAUUCUAUCACCACAAACCACCAAUGAAUAACAGAGAUCUAAUCACAGACGCUAUUCUACGAAAGGCGGAACACUACGAGCCAAUCUAUGAGCUUUCUCAAUGCGAGGCUGGCGAAGAAGAAUUUCCGCCAUGGGCCACGAACAGGGCUAGCUUACGCUCUACAGUCACAGCAGCCUUUUGGAGAGAGGCGUUUGACGCUCUUGAUGAUGCACAGGCGCUUAUAGAUCAUAGGAAUAGGACCACUCCAAAGCGGGCAGUCCAAAAUACACCGACUGUCAUCCCUGAUGAGACAGAGCAGACUACCGCCACUGGCGCCCCUCCGAAGUCAAAGACCAUGAAGUAUCUGAGAUCAGCCGUGGAUACACCAGGACCAGAUAGCAUGCCAGGCAGCUGGGAUGAGGGUGAAGAAUUCCCCUUCAGCGAGAAGCAGGUUGCUAGAUACCUGCGAUGGACUAAGAAGCAAGGCGAGGGACACGGAAAGGAACAGGGAGAAAAAUGUUAG
Molecule: messenger RNA, 552 nt
Organism: Fusarium musae
Lineage: Eukaryota; Fungi; Ascomycota; Sordariomycetes; Hypocreales; Nectriaceae
Exons: 3
Coding region: 1-552 (183 amino acids)
Source: RefSeq, a predicted model, not a curated record